GGCCGCGGCCAUGGACAAGAUCCUGGAGGCGGUGGUGACGUCGUCGUACCCGGCCAGCGUGAAGCAGGGGCUGGUGCGGCGCGUGCUGGAGGCGGCGGCGCGGCAGCCGCUGGAGCGCGAGCAGUGCCUGGCGCUGCUGGCGCUGGGCGCGCGCCUCUACGUGGGCGGCGCGGACGAGCUGCGGCGCCGCGUGGGCUGCCAGCUGCUGCACGUGGCGGGCCGCCACCACCCGGCCGCCUUCGCCGAGUUCUUCUGCGCGCGCCGCGUGCUGCGCCUGCUGCAGGCCGGCCCGGGGCCCCCCGGCGCGCGCGCGCUGGCCUGCGUGCAGCUGGGCCUGCAGCUGCUGCCCCCCGGGCCCGCGGCCGCCGAGCUGGCCGCGCUGCUGCAGCGCGAGGUGCUGCGCGCCGCGGGCGAGCGCCCGGGCCCGGCCGCGUGCGCGCAGCUGGCGCGGCUGCUGGCGCGGCACCCGCAGUGCCUGCCCGACGGCCCGCAGCGCCUGCUCCUGUGCCGCCAGCUGGUGCGCUGCCUCGGCGCCUUCCGCUGCCCGGCCGAGGGCGACGCGGGCGCCGUGCAGUUCCUGGAGCAGGCGCAGCAGGUGAGCGCGCUCCUGGCGCAGCUGUGGCGCUCGCAGCCCGCCGCCGUCCUGCCCUGCCUCCGGGAGCUGUUCGCCGUCAUCUCGGCCGCAGACGAGGAGCCCCCGUCCAGCGCCCUGGCCAGUGUGGUCCAGCACCUGCCCCUGGAGCUCAUGGACAGUGUCGUGCGCAACCUCAGCAACGACGACAGCGUGACCGACUCCCAGAUGCUGACGGCCAUCGGCAGGAUGAUUGACUGGGUGUCCUGGCCCCUGGGGAAGAACAUUGACAAGUGGAUCAUCGCGCUGCUCAAGGGCCUGGCUUCCGUGAAGAAGUUCAGCAUCCUGAUCGAGGUGUCACUGGCCAAAAUCGAGAAGGUUUUCUCCAAGCUCUUGUACCCGAUCGUCCGGGGAGCCGCCUUGUCUGUCCUCAAGUACAUGCUCCUGACCUUCCAGCACUCCCAUGAGGCCUUCCACUUGCUGCUCCCGCACCUGCCCGCCAUGGUGGCCUCUCUGCUGAAGGAAGGCUCCGCCUCGGGGAGCAGCUGCCUGGAGCAGCUGGCCGAGCUGGUACACUGCAUGGUGUUCCGCUUUCCUGGCUUCCCGGACCUGUACGCGCCCGUCAUGGAGGCCAUCAAGGACCUCCAUAUUCCCAGCGAGGAGCGCAUCAAACAGCUUCUGGGACAGGACGCCUGGACCUCACAGAAGAGCGAGCUGGCCGGCUUCUAUCCCCGACUCAUGGCCAAGUCAGACACGGGCAAGACCGGCCUCAUCAACCUGGGCAAUACCUGCUUCGUGAACAGCGUCCUGCAGGCCUUGUUCAUGGCUUCCGACUUCCGCCACUGUGUGCUCCGCUUGACUGAGAACAACUCGCAGCCACUGAUGACUAAACUGCAGUGGCUCUUUGCCUUCCUGGAGCACAGCCAGCGGCCAGCCAUUUCUCCAGAGAAUUUCCUCUCUGCGUCCUGGACCCCCUGGUUCAGCCCUGGGACCCAGCAGGACUGCUCUGAGUACCUCAAGUACCUGCUGGAUCGGCUGCACGAGGAGGAGAAGACGGGAGCCAGGAUCUGCCAGAAGCUCAAGCAGUGCAGCUCCCCGGGCGCGCCGGAGGAGCCCCCGCUCCCCGCUCCCACGUCGGUGGAGAGGAUGUUUGGGGGCAAGAUCGUGACAAGGAUCCGUUGCCUGCGAUGCCUCAACGUCUCCUCCCGGGAGGAGGACUUCACGGACCUGUCUCUCGCCUUCCCCCCGCCGGAGCGCGGCCCGCGCCGCCGCCGCCUGGGCUCCGCCGUGCUCCCUGCGCCCGACGUCGGGGUCCAGAACCUUCCGGCGGCAGCGCCAAGGCAGCGGAAACACUGCAUCACCGGAGACGCGCCCCCCAGCCUCCUGGACCUUCAAGGCCUGGGCCGGGGGGAUCCCGGGGGGCAGAGCCGCGGCUGCGAGAGGGAGGCAGGGGAGGAGCCCGCGGAGGGGCGGGAGGAGGGGGAGGAGCAGGAGAAACAGGAGCAGGAGGAGGAGGAGGAGGAGGAGGAAGAAGAGAAGGAGGAGGAGGAGCAGGAGAAGGAGCAGAAGGAGAAGCAGAAGGGGGAAGAGAAGCAGGAGGAGGAAGAGGAGAAGGAGAAGGAGGAGCAGACGCAGGAGAAGGAGGUGCAGGAGGAGAAGGAGGCCGCGCGGGGAGAGCCGGGGGAGGCGCGCGCCGAGCCCGCGCCCCCCGCGCCCCCCGCGCCCCCCGCGGCCCCCGACGGCCCCCGCUCCGUGCUGGACCUGCUCAACUACUUCCUGUGCCCCGAGCGGCUGACGGCCGAGAACCGCUACUUCUGCGAGCCGUGCGCGUCGCUGCAGGACGCCGAGCGCGCCGUGGAGCUGAGCCGCGGGCCGCGCUACCUGGUCCUCACGCUGCUGCGCUUCGCCUUCGACCCGCGCACGCGGCGGCGCCGCAAGAUCCUGGACGACGUGGCCCUGCCGCUGCUGCUGCGCCUGCCGCUGGCCGGGGGCAGCGCGCGCGCCUACGACCUGUGCGCCGUGGUGGUGCACUCGGGGCUGUCCUCGGAGAGCGGCCACUACUACUGCUACGCGCGCGACGGCGCGCCGCGGCCCGCGCCCCAGUGGUUCCUCUUCAACGACACGCGCGUGUCCUUCUCCUCCUUCGAGUCGGUCAGCAACGUCACCUCCUUCUUCCCCAAGGACACGGCCUACGUGCUCCUGUACCGCCAGCGGCCCCCCGACGACGGCCACGGCCACGGCCACGGCGACGGCGACGGUGAUGCCGAGCCCGGCGCGCCCAGGUCCCGUGCCGAGCCCGCGCUGCACCGGGACCUGAUGGAGGCCAUCUCCCGAGACAACGCCCUGUACCUGCAGGAGCAGGAGCAGGAGGCGCGCAGCCGCGCGGCCCACAUCACCGCGCCGCCCUCCCCGCCGCCCUGGGGCCGGGGCUCCGACGAGGACGAGGAUGAAGACGAGGGACCCCCGGGGGGCUGCAACCCCGCGGGAGGCGGCGGCAGCGGAGACUUCCACAGACUGGUCUUCUAGGGGGACCGCGUGUGCCCAGACGCCCACACCCACCAGGCCUAUCGACUC
Sorex fumeus (smoky shrew) is the source of this 3145-nucleotide messenger RNA. RefSeq names its product ubiquitin specific peptidase 35 (gene USP35). Gene Ontology annotation, molecular function: cysteine-type endopeptidase activity; cysteine-type deubiquitinase activity. Gene Ontology annotation, cellular component: nucleus; cytosol. The transcript has 10 exons. The coding region runs from base 11 to 3097 and encodes 1028 amino acids. NCBI's taxonomy places the organism in Eukaryota, Metazoa, Chordata, Mammalia, Eulipotyphla, Soricidae. The record is from RefSeq and is a predicted model, not a curated record. Gene Ontology annotation, biological process: protein deubiquitination.